AUGAAUCCGUUCAGCAGAUCGCGCAAACGCGCAGCGGACAGGACUAUCGAGAUGAGAGCCCUGGGGGAAGCGCCCCCGACAACAUCUUCCCCUCACGAUGGAACAGCAUACGUAACCACCGACUACAAUGUCCCGGAGACCGCGUUUUUUAAGGCCGCCUCAGAACAAGGCAUGCGCCACGUAUCGUCAGUCGACUCGCUCGCCCAGCCGCCACGGCCCUCCCGGCCCUUGUCCUCCCACUUCAAGGCCUGGGCUGCCGAGGCGGGCGAAAUUCUGCUAGCCAUUGGGCUCUUCGUCGCACUUGUCAUCAUACUCGACACAUACAAUGGCAAAAGACUCCCACAAUGGCCCCUGGGCCUGACCCUCAACACCAUCGUCGCCCUCCUCGCCACGCUGUGUCGCUCCAUCAUCAUCCUGCCCGUCGCGGAGGGCAUCUCGCAGUUCAAGUGGAACUGGUUCGUGACCGGCAAGAGACCCAUCAAGGACCUCCUCAUCUUUGACCAAGCCAGCCGAGGGCCCUGGGGCUCCCUCCGCUUGUUGUUUCGCCUGCACGGACGACUCUUGCCGCUGAGCCACGUGGCGGCCCUGGUCCUGGUCUCUGGUCUCGCAACGUCCUUUCUCACGCAGUCUGCCGUGUCGUACGAGUCGCGACUCGCCGUCAGCGACAAGAGCGGCCGCGCGACGGUCAGGAGAGCCAGUGUGUAUCCAUCGACGACGGGCGAGGGGGACAGCAGCGGCGAUCUCGAGGUGCUCAAGCGUACGGCUCUGCAGGCGACUUUUCUGCAUGUCGAUGACCACUGGCCGGUCCCUGAGCCGACCUGCCCCAGCGGUAAUUGCGAUUACCCCGUGUACCACUCUCUCGGGCUUCACGCUUUCCUUCUCAACGGCACAGUGUUCCUGGAGGACCUGGUGCUCGCGGAUUUCGAUAUGUCCAAGACCGUCAACGCGACGUCCCCGGAGCCCCUUGAGCCCACACUCGACGUACCUGACGCGUCGGGCAUGUCCGACGAGGAAGUGUCUGACGCAAUCGACAAGGCCAUGAAGGAGAUCACAUGGCCCCGUGAGAGGAACUCGGUGGCAGGGUGGAAGAAUCCUGACCUGCUGCCUGCGACUAUUUCACAAUUCUUCUUCAUCUGGAAUAACGAUGAGCAUUUCUGCGUCUACACGUACAACACGACGGCCCGGGACGGCGAUGCGACGACGGCCAUGCUCGACUCGGUCACCAAGAUUGAGGAGAUUAUCAAGGAGCCGGGGGCAAAUACGCUUGUUCUGACCGACAAGGACGGCCAGGCCAAGUUCCGCAUCUCGGGCAAGUUCGCCUACUCAUCUCUCGACAGAACAUUUCGACGGGCGUUUGAGGGCGCUUGGUCGAGUCGCUGGAGCAUGGACAGAGACUACAGCGAGAUCAACUCGCAGAUGGCGAUGAACCUGUUUGAUCGCGGGACGGACGACGAUGAGGUUUACUCUGAGAUGACCGUGGUGAAGCGGGACGACAUGCUGUGGGCCAAUCUGGGCAAGAUGACAGGGACCAUUGCGCAGAGCGUGACGACGUACAUGCGCAACGCAGAGAAGACGAACGGUGAGGUCGAGGGCCAGGUACUCCAGACAGAGACGUUUGUCGUUGUGCGAUGGGCGUGGCUGGCGUUCCUGGCCGCGCAGAUGGGGUUGACGAUUGUGUUUGUGGUGGCUGUGGCGAUGCACACGGCGCGGCUAGGUGUGGACGUGGUCAAGAGUAACAAUCUCUCGGAGCUGUUUGCGCAGCGGGGAAGAGGGCGGGGAGAGGAGGAGGAGGAGGAUGAUGAGCAGCCGCUGCUGGGUAUCAAGACGCAGGUAGAUAAGUUGGUCCAGGGGCGCUUGGUCAGGACGAGCGAGGCGUGGGUGUUGGAUGUGCAGAGGGAUGAGGCGCCUGACGGGAAGCUGUGA
Molecule: messenger RNA, 1923 nt
Organism: Emericellopsis cladophorae
Lineage: Eukaryota; Fungi; Ascomycota; Sordariomycetes; Hypocreales; Bionectriaceae
Exons: 3
Coding region: 1-1923 (640 amino acids)
Source: RefSeq, a predicted model, not a curated record